CGUUCCGCUUCAGCGACUAUCUCUCAGUGUCUCAGCGAGAGAAAAUGGCGGAGCUCGAGAACGCAGAUGGGAAAGAAGAAGAACAAAAGGGACAGAAAGGAAUUUCCAGAGACGGAUCCGUCCAUGGCUUCGAAUCUCUCCAUCGCCUUCUCAGCGCCUCUCUCAAACCAGAGAUUUUCAAUGAAGUCAGCCGCAUGCUUCUAGGGCUGAACUGUGGAAGUGCUCUCAAAACAAUUGAUUUGCCCCCGUCUGCAAUUUCCCUCUCCUCAAAAUAUGAUUUUGAUGUGCAAGCUUUCUGCUUUCGUGCUGACAGAGAGUUGUUGCGGGAACCUCGAAUAGUUCGAGUCGGUCUCAUUCAAAACUCCAUUGUUCUUCCAACGACCGCACCAUUUUCUGACCAAAAGAAGGCCAUCAUGCAGAGGCUGAAACCCAUGAUUGAUGCAGCCGGUGCUUCCGGUGUCAACAUUCUAUGCUUACAAGAGGCAUGGACAAUGCCAUUUGCAUUUUGCACUCGUGAGAAGAGAUGGUGUGAAUUUGCCGAGCCUGUUGAUGGAGAAUCAACCCAAUUUCUUCAGGACCUUGCACGGAAAUACAACAUGGUUGUGGUGAGUCCAAUUCUCGAAAGGGAUGUUAACCAUGGAGAAACUCUGUGGAACACCGCAAUUAUUAUUGGAAACCAUGGCAACAUAAUUGGCAAGCAUCGAAAAAAUCACAUCCCUAGAGUUGGGGAUUUCAAUGAGAGCACGUACUAUAUGGAAGGAAACACCGGGCAUCCUGUCUUCGAGACUGCAUUUGGGAAGAUCGCAAUAAAUAUCUGUUAUGGAAGGCACCAUCCUUUGAAUUGGUUGGCAUUUGGAUUGAACGGUGCUGAGAUCGUUUUUAACCCUUCUGCCACCGUUGGAGAGCUCAGCGAGCCUAUGUGGCCAAUUGAGGCUCGUAACGCUGCUAUCGCGAACAGUUAUUAUGUUGCUUCUAUCAAUCGUGUUGGGACUGAGGUCUUCCCCAAUCCGUUCACUUCGGGCGAUGGGAAGCCUCAACAUGCGGAUUUUGGACAUUUUUAUGGGUCAAGCUACUUUUCAGCUCCAGACGCAUCAUGCACGCCAUCCCUCUCUCGGUGUAGGGACGGUUUGAUAAUAUCCGACAUGGAUCUCAACCUCUGUAGGCAGCUGAAAGAUAAGUGGGGUUUCCGAAUGACGGCCCGCUAUGAUCUGUAUGCAGAGUUGCUUUCCCAAUAUGUGAAGCCAGAUUUCGAGCCCCAGGUCAUUACAGAUCCCUCAUUACAGAAGAGACCUUUGUAGGUUGAUGUAAAUGAGGCACUGGUAAUAAAGUUUUCUAUCUGAAAGAAUUUGGUGAA
Magnolia sinica is the source of this 1354-nucleotide messenger RNA. Its product is annotated as beta-ureidopropionase. The transcript is spliced from 6 exons. The record is from RefSeq and is a predicted model, not a curated record. Gene Ontology annotation, molecular function: beta-ureidopropionase activity. NCBI's taxonomy places the organism in Eukaryota, Viridiplantae, Streptophyta, Magnoliopsida, Magnoliales, Magnoliaceae. Bases 45 to 1298 code for a protein of 417 amino acids.